AUGCCAGGAGGCGAUGGUUUCGGUAAAAAGAAAGAUGAUAAGAAGAAAGAAAAACCAAAGUAUGAACCUCCAGUAGAGUCAAAAUUCGGUAAGAAAAGAAGAAAGGGACCAGAUACCGCCAUAAAAUUACCUAAUGUUUACCCUAGUACAAGAUGUAGAUUAAAAUUAUUGAAAUUGGAAAGAAUUAAAGAUCAUUUAUUAUUAGAAGAAGAAUUCGUUACCAAUCAAGAAGCAUUUCAACCCACAGAAGCCAAACAAAUCGAAGAAAGAGAAAAUUUGGAUGAAUUAAGAGGAUAUCCUAUGUCAGUUGGAAGUUUGGAAGAAAUCAUUGAUGAUGAUCAUGCCAUUGUUUCAAGUACUGCGGGAUCAGAAUACUAUGUAUCUAUUAUGUCAUUUGUUGAUAAAGGAUUAUUAGAACCUGGAUGUACGGUGUUAUUACAUCACAAAACCGUAGCUGUGGUUGGGGUUUUACAAGAUGAUGCCGAUCCAAUGGUAUCAGUAAUGAAAUUAGAUAAAUCACCAACAGAAUCUUAUGCCGAUAUUGGAGGUUUAGAAUCACAAAUUCAAGAAAUUAAAGAAGCUGUAGAAUUACCUUUAACACAUCCAGAAUUAUAUGAAGAAAUGGGGAUCAAACCACCAAAAGGGGUGAUUUUAUAUGGAGCUCCAGGUACUGGUAAAACAUUAUUAGCAAAAGCUGUUGCUAAUCAAACAAGUGCAACAUUCUUAAGAAUAGUAGGAUCAGAAUUAAUUCAAAAAUAUCUUGGUGAUGGUCCAAGAUUAUGUAGACAAAUUUUCCAAGUUGCAGCUGAACAUGCUCCAUCUAUUGUUUUCAUUGAUGAAAUUGAUGCUAUAGGUAGUAAAAGAUAUGAAUCAUCAUCAGGAGGUGAAAGAGAAAUUCAAAGAACCAUGUUGGAAUUAUUGAAUCAAUUAGAUGGUUUUGAUGAUAGAGGAGAUAUUAAAGUUAUUAUGGCCACUAAUAAAAUUGAAUCAUUAGAUCCGGCUUUAAUUAGACCAGGAAGAAUUGAUAGAAAGAUUUUAUUCGAAAAUCCUGAUUCAAAUACCAAAAAGAAGAUUUUAACCAUUCAUACAUCUAAAAUGAGUUUAUCUGAUGAUGUUAAUUUAGAAGAAUUAGUUACAUCUAAAGAUGAUUUAUCAGGUGCUGAUAUUAAAGCAAUGUGUACUGAAGCAGGGUUAUUAGCUUUAAGAGAAAGAAGAAUGCAAGUUACUGCUGAAGAUUUCAAACAAGCUAAAGAAAGAGUUUUGAAGAAUAAAGUUGAAGAGAAUCUUGAAGGUUUAUACUUAUAA
Messenger RNA from Yamadazyma jaroonii, 1305 nucleotides. The record is from the annotation of a GenBank genome assembly. Lineage: Eukaryota; Fungi; Ascomycota; Pichiomycetes; Serinales; Debaryomycetaceae.